Messenger RNA from Mercurialis annua (annual mercury), 3434 nucleotides. Its product is annotated as putative disease resistance protein RGA4. Gene Ontology annotation, biological process: defense response to other organism. Lineage: Eukaryota; Viridiplantae; Streptophyta; Magnoliopsida; Malpighiales; Euphorbiaceae. Bases 115 to 2595 code for a protein of 826 amino acids. The transcript is spliced from 2 exons. Gene Ontology annotation, molecular function: ADP binding. The record is from RefSeq and is a predicted model, not a curated record.
AGAGUUGCCUUUCUUGACUCGUUUACUUGGGUAGGUUAAACUGUAGUCUGUAUAUACAUACAUUCAUGCUUAAAGCAUAGAACUCAUUAUCUCAUUCUUUUUUCAUACUUUUGAAUGGCUGAAUCUCUUCUGCUCAACCUUGCUCAGACCGUCCUCGAAAAGUUAGCCUCUCUUGCAAUUGAAGAAGUUCUCUUGGCAUGGGGACUUGAAAGCCAUCUUCAACAAAUUAAUAAUUCCUUAAAGGCCAUAACUGCUGUUCUUCUAGACGCCGAGCAGCACCAGUCACGCAACCACCGGAUACAAGUGUGGCUUGAGGACCUCAAAUAUGUCCUUUAUGACAUCGAAGAUGCAGUGGAUGAGUUCGAGCGCGAAGCAUUGAGAAGGCAGGUGGUGAAAGAUACAGGGAAUACUACCAGAAAGGUAAAACGUUUCUUUUCAAACUCUAAUUCAGUUGCAUUCCGUUUUAAAAUGGCCCAUAAGCUAAAGAACCUUAGACAGAGAGUAGCUGGAAUCGUUAAACUUAAGUCUGAUUUCGGUUUGACUGAGGGGGCCAACUAUACACAAGUCAUUCGCAGGGAGAGGAAAUUGACCUACUCUUUUGUGGAUGUUGCAACUGUUAUUGGGAGGGACGAGGAUAAAGAGAAGAUCAUAGACCAUUUAUUGAAUGCUUUCGAUGGAGAAAAUGUCUCCAUUCUUCCAAUUGUGGGAAUAGGAGGUAUAGGGAAGACUACACUUGCUAAGCUGGUAUAUAAUGAUGAAAGGGUACAUAGGCAUUUUGAGAUGAAGGUUUGGGCAUGUAUAUCUAAUGACUUUGAUUUGCCAGAAGUUCUUAGAAAAAUCAACCAGGCUGCCACCUCUCAAAAUUGUACAGGCUGGGAUAUAGAACAAUUGCAAGCAUUUUUGAGGGAGACUAUAAACAAUAAAAAGUACUUGCUUAUCUUAGAUGAUGUGUGGAAUGAGGACCGUCAAAAAUGGAAUGAAUUGAGAGCUUUGUUGACGGGAGGUGCUAAUGGAAGUAGGAUUCUAGUCACGACAAGAAAAAAUAACGUUGCCUCCGUUAUGGCUAGUGUUCCACCUUACAAGUUAAAUGAUCUCUCUCUUAAGGAUUGUAUGUCUUUGUUUCUCAAAUGUGCAUUUAACGACGCACAAGAUGUGGCACGCUAUCCAAAUCUUGUAAAAAUGGGUGAAGAAAUUGUAAAUAAAUGCAAAGGAGUUCCUCUUGCAGUAGUAACAUUAGGAAAUUUGCUUUACUCCAUCACAAGUGAGCAUGAGUGGAAAUCUGUAAGAAAUAGUGAGAUGUGGAAACUAGAGCAGAAGGAGGAUGACAUAAUGCCUGCACUAAGAAUAAGUUAUGAUCAGUUGCCAUCUAACUUAAAAAGAUGCUUCGCAUAUUGUUCGUUUUUUCCAAAGGAUUUUAUUUAUAGUGAUUUACAAUUAACUUAUUUUUGGAUGGCACAUGGGCUUCUUCAGUGUAAGAAUGAGCAUGAAGAGUUGGAAGACGUUGGAUUGCGUUACUUUAAAGAAUUAUGUUCGAGAUCUUUUUUGCAAGAUUUUUCUCGAAUGAAGGAUGGGGUUUGUUGCCAAAUGCAUGAUCUGAUGCAUGAUCUUGCAUUAUCAUUGACACAAAAAGAGUGCUCAAUAGUAACAUCAGCAACCCAACAAAUACCUGGAAAUGUUCGGCAUUUGUUAUUUGCUAACCCUAAUUCACUUCCUGAAAGUCUCCCGACGAUCUUACAAGGUUUAGCCGGUGUACGAACCAUUAUACCUUUUGUGUCCUCUGACGUUAUUAGCCCAUCACUCAUGCAGACGCUGUUUUUGCCAAGAUUUCAAUUUCUGCGAUACUUGGAUUUGUCUUAUUCAGAAAUAGAGACACUGCCGGAAGGUAUUGGUAUGUUAAAGCAUUUGAGAUUUCUCAAUUUAGUUUAUUCCAAAAUAAGAAGAUUGCCUGAUUCUGUUUGCAAGUUACAGAGCUUACAAACAUUAUGGCUUUUCGCCUGUUAUAGAAUUGAAGAGUUACCCAGUGAUAUGAGGUGCUUCAUCAGCCUUAGGUCUCUGAUAAUAACCACAAAGCAGAAGUGUUUGCCAAAUAAUGGAAUAGGCUGUUUGAAAUCUCUUCGAAAUUUGGGAAUUUUCGCAUGUAAAAACAUAGAAUUCUUGUUUGAAGAUUUGCAGGGUCUCAACAGCCUUCGAAAACUGGCUAUCGUGAAUUGUUCAAGCUUAAAACGUUUGCCGCAGAGUAUAAAAUACCUGACUUCAUUAGAGUUUCUUGAUAUCGUAAACUGUGAUAAACUUGAUUUGGAAAUGGAGGAGGAAGAGAGCAAUAAUCAAACUCGAUUCUGCCGCCUUGAAAUACUGAUACUUUCAAGUCUACCAAAAUUGGUGAAAUUUCCAGGGUGGCUACUCAAUAGUUGCACCAACACUCUUCAUAACUUAACUCUUGAUCGCUUACCCAACAUGAAAGAGUUGCCCGGUUGCCUCAGUGAUCUUCAAGAAAUAAGUAUAUUUAAUUGUAAAUUACUUGUACAAGAUUUGUCCAACAUUUCUCAUGUCCCCAAAAUUUGUAUUGAUGGCGAGGAGUUCAGCUACAACCCAUAGGAAGAAACAAAUAAGCAGUCCUGCGAUCCUGAAACGAAGUUUAAUUAUCUAGUAUUUGAUCAUUGUAUAGGUGCUAAUCAAUUUAAUUUCGAGCUGAGCAUAACCAAUAUCUUCAUUUAAAUGAGUAUGCACUUUCUUAUUCAUUCUCCCAUCAGGUAAUCAAUAUCUUCAUUUAAAUCUGCCAUAGCUCUAGAAUUAUUCUGAGGUUAAUCUAGCUUCAUUCGUAUCUCUUGACAGAAAACCAUGAAGAACCCUUCACGAUCUGCAAAUCCUAUGUUUAUGAUGAGUUCUGGCAACCCGAAAUGGGGUUGGAGCUGGUUGGAACAAUGGAUGGCAGCCUAUCCAUGGGAGAAAGGCGGCAUGGCAAAGAAAGAACUCAGAAAUGACCAUCAUCUGUGAAGAGUGGAAUUCUGAUAAAAUUUCAGUAGUAGACAGUGAGAAGAUGAGGCAAACCAAGAGCACAUGUUCGCCUUUGACUCCUAAGCCAGCCUUUUCGGUAGUUGCUAGAAAAUUGAAGCCAGCAAGUCCAAGGAGCAGCAUUGGAGGUGCAGACGACGACAACAGAAGCAUGAUUAAUGCACAAUCAUUAGAAGGCACAACAUUGCAGGAUCAUCGGUGCGAGAUGACGAGUGCCUCGGUAGCUCUUCAACAGGGCUAGCUUGUGAAAGUAUUUAUUCAUUGCUGAGAGAGAGUUGUUUUGUGGUGAAAACCUGAAAUUAGAUUCUCUUGGUUCACUUUUUAUUUGUGACUAUGUAUUCAGUUAUUCAUUGUUUCAAACCUUGAUAUGUGUAUUAUGAUCGAAAAAUAAUAUAUCUUUGAACAGCUUGUUAUUGUUUAAA